Anopheles nili is the source of this 1872-nucleotide messenger RNA. RefSeq names its product vacuolar protein sorting-associated protein 33A (gene car). Gene Ontology annotation, biological process: vesicle-mediated transport; intracellular protein transport. The record is from RefSeq and is a predicted model, not a curated record. The coding region runs from base 1 to 1818 and encodes 605 amino acids. Gene Ontology annotation, cellular component: CORVET complex; lysosome. The transcript has 3 exons. Lineage: Eukaryota; Metazoa; Arthropoda; Insecta; Diptera; Culicidae.
AUGUAUUCGCACCUUUCGGGCGGUCGUGUUAAUAUUCAGCUGUUGCAAGAGGCGGCUGUGCGUGAGUUUGUAAAGAUAUUGGAUCGGUGCGAGGGAACAAAGGCCAUCAUUUGGGAUGAGUCACUAGGCGGACCGGUCGGGUUGGUGGCCCGCUACACUUUCCUCAAAGAACACCACGUCACGAAAAUGUACCCAUUGCGACCCGAACCCUGGACGGAUAUUGAUGUAAAGAACAUUAUCUUCAUAACACGCCCAAACCAAGCGCUAAUGGACUACAUCGCCAACAACAUACACGAGGAGGAAAAGAAAAGGAAAGGUUCGUACGGGGUUGUUGGUUGUGAAUACUUUUUGUAUUUUCUACCCAAAAAAUCAUUCCUAUGCGAGAAGCGGCUGCAAAUUAAAGGAGUACACGGAAGUCUGUCUUUCAUCGGCGAAUUUCAGUGCGAAUUUUUCCCCUUUGAUAACGAUCUUCUCUCGAUGGAACUGAAGGAUGCCUAUAAGGAGCUAUAUAUCGAAGGUGACACAAGUAGUCUGCAUCAGUCGGCAUGUGCGCUGGUGGCACUACAGAAGCUGUACGGACGCAUACCCAAAGUAUACGGAAUUGGAAGCUACGCCCAGCGCGUCUGGGAAAUAACCAAAGCACUGACCGAGGAGAACGGUCACACUAUGAACAACGAGAAAGGGGUCAUAGAUCAGAUGCUCAUCAUAGACCGAUCGACCGAUUUGAUGAGUAUUCUGGCGACUCAACUCACCUACGAAGGGUUGAUAGAUGAAAUCUUCGGCAUCAAUAACACUACCGUGAAUUUACCAGCAGAAAAGUUCAACGCCGGUGAGGGCAUGUCUACCGAACGAAACACUGAAAAAAGUCAAUUUAUACUGAAUUCAAAGGAGCAACUGUACACUGAGCUGAGAGACAAGAAUUUCAACGCAGUUGGAGCAGUGCUGUCACGAAUGGCGAAACUAAUUCGAUCGCGUGCCAAUGAAAAUCACGGCGAAAAGACAAUUCAGGAACUGAAAAAGUUCGUCGAAAGCCUGCCGCACAUAAAAUCGAAUGAGCAAUCGCUUGCAACACACACUACUAUUGCGGAGUUGGUUCAGGACGUCAUUUCUUCCAAUGCAUUUCUCGACGUGCUGGGAUGCGAACAGGAGUUUAUACUAUGCUCCGAUGUGGAUAAGCCAAAUAGCUUUAUCGAGGAUAUGAUCGCAAACGAGGCGCCUCUGCGCAGCGUCUUGCGAUUAAUGUGCAUGCAAUCAAUUGCGGGAUCCGGCCUUAAACCGAAGGUGCUCGAUUACUACAAGCGCGAGCUGGUGCAGGUGUACGGGCUGAAAACGCUGCUGACGCUUGGAAAUCUUGAAAAAGCUGGUCUGCUUCGGCAGCAAACGGGUUCCCGUACGUAUCACGUGUUGCGCAAAACCCUUAAUUUAACUGCUGAAACGCCCGAGGAAGUGUCCCCGAAGGAUAUUACGUACGUCCACAGCAUCUACGCGCCUCUUUCCGUGCGUAUCGUUGAGCAACACCUCAAGCCAAACGGGUGGCAACUGCUGACCGAGAAACUGUCUUCGCUGGCAAGUCCGACUUUUGAAGACUUCCAGCCAUCGCUCAGUUUGGGCAACAGGCGGGGUUCUUUCACUAGCGAAAUUUCGCAGUCCGAUAUCCCGCGGGUGAUAGUGGUAUUUUUCGUUGGGGGCUGUACGUUUGCGGAAAUAUCUGCACUGAGAUUCCUCUCACAACAGGACGAAAACAACGUUGAGUUUGUUAUCUGCACUACAAAGCUCAUCAAUAAGAACACGUUCCUUGACACUUUCAUCGAAUACUAAUUUUUAAAAUAAAUGGUGAAAUGCCGAACCAAAAUGUACUAUUCCAACUCGUGC